ACUAGAGAUGUGUUAAUGUUAUGGAUCUAUAGAAUGCAAAGAUGAGUUGUUCUAAAAAGCUUGGUUUUAUUUACAAGCACAUUGAAUGUUAAAAAAAACAAAAAAAACAUUUUCUUUUGUUUAUUCUGAUCCAUUCUAACUUUAAAGAAGAGAGGAUGUCCUGAUACGUGAUAUUGUUAUACAUGGUGUUACCAGCAGAGGGCAUGGUGAUUGGGGGAUAGGGAGAUAGUAGAAAAAGAAAAAGAAAAAGAAAAAAUUAAGUGCGAGCAUGAGCUCUUUGGUUCAUUUUUAUUAAUAUGAACAACACAGGUUGUAGUUACAGCCCCGGUCCGAUAGAUGGACCUAGUUUGACGUUAUUUCUGAAUAGAAACAAAGCAGAGGAAGCACGGAGAAGCAGCAGCGCGCCAAUCUCAGGUGGCGGUGGCGGAACAUCUUUACAGACUCGGGCCAGGCCACACUGAACCCGAGCCCACGGCACCGAUCCAUUAGCUGAGCACACGUUCGCUCUGGAGCCUGGUACGCUGCCAAUCUCCCACUUGUCGCUAACCUAUUUGUGAUCAUAGUAGUUUUUAACAUGUCAGAAAACGGCAGCUGUGAAUCAGAUGGGUCAGACCUGGGAAAAGAUAAGUCAGAUAGCUUGGAGUCUAUGAUGCAUAUGUUUUCCAUAAAGGUAGAAUACUACAGAUUGCUUGAAUAUUCUGUGAAGUGGAAGGACCCCAUGAAUCCAAAGCGAAACUGUAAUCGGCCUAAAACCUUAAAAGACCAAGACAGCCCAAGUGAAGACUCUAUACAAUGCAAGACAGAGGGAAAGAGGCAGCAAAAAGAGAGGAAGAAGGCACAAUCUGGCAAAACAGUGGCUGAUGUGGACAAGCAGACCAUCAAUGACAUCUUGGACCUCAUUGACAGAAGUCAUGAGAAUCUGCCUGAGGAGACCAGCCCAUGGGUGGAGGUGGCAGAUGAUGGGGUUGACCAAUCAGACGAUGACCAGGUCUCAGUCAGCAGCAUCACGUCAGGACCGUCCAGCAAUUAUGACCCCUGUGUUGACAAACCACUGACCCUAUGUUCAGCCUGCCACAAACUUCAGCAGAAGGCGAAGAGGAUGGCCCCUCUCAAGCACAAACUGUUGGGCACCAACCCCAAAUCUCUCACAUGUGACCAAUGGAUUCUUCUCAAACCGUGGAGAAGCAAAAAGAAACCUGACGGCAAGAGGAAUGUUUUGGGUCUUGUGCAGUUCAUCCACAAACUACGAGUGGUGAAAAAAUCCAUGAAAAAAAAAAAGAUGCCGGCUGAAGAUAUGUGCUCAAGACAACAUGUAUUUUUACAAAGAAAUCUUCACUGCGUCAAAAAGCCAAUAAUGAAGGAGAGAAAGAAGAACCGGAAGAAGAGGGCUCGAGAAGACUCUCAGGGCACACGUGUGGCAAAACAGAAACGUACCCACAAAAACCAACCAAUCAGCCUAAAUCACAAUACUGUGCCAAGACGAAAUGGCUUCACUCACAACUACAGUUUUGAUCCUAUGAGCAGUCACUGCAGCAUCUUGUCUCAAAGUGGUCCAGACGACUCUGAUGUGACAUUCAGGUUGCCCCCCUUGGACAGUUUUAAGGAGUUCCCAAAACAAACCAUCUCUAAAAGAGGAGGAGGAUUCAGAGACUUAUUGGCCCAGCUGCGAGGCAACAACAGCAUGAUCAUCAAAGAGACUCGGUAGUGAGGUGACCCCCACAUGC
Messenger RNA from Boleophthalmus pectinirostris (great blue-spotted mudskipper), 1724 nucleotides. RefSeq lists its product as uncharacterized. NCBI's taxonomy places the organism in Eukaryota, Metazoa, Chordata, Actinopteri, Gobiiformes, Gobiidae. The record is from RefSeq and is a predicted model, not a curated record. The transcript has 6 exons. Bases 575 to 1705 code for a protein of 376 amino acids.